Spodoptera frugiperda (fall armyworm) is the source of this 7790-nucleotide messenger RNA. RefSeq lists its product as uncharacterized. Gene Ontology annotation, molecular function: stretch-activated, monoatomic cation-selective, calcium channel activity. Gene Ontology annotation, cellular component: plasma membrane. Bases 139 to 1293 code for a protein of 384 amino acids. The transcript is spliced from 3 exons. NCBI's taxonomy places the organism in Eukaryota, Metazoa, Arthropoda, Insecta, Lepidoptera, Noctuidae. Gene Ontology annotation, biological process: calcium ion import across plasma membrane. The record is from RefSeq and is a predicted model, not a curated record.
GCGAGCGACAUGGCGGCGCGCCCACCCCGCGCGGCGGCCCCGCGGCCCGGGCCGCGCGAGUAGGUCGCCAUGCGCGAUGCGGUAUGAGGCAGCGCCGCGCCCGGCGGGCCGGCCCCCGCUAGCGGCGCCGCCCCCGCCAUGCGAGCGCCGCCGCUGCUGCUGCUGCUGCUGAUGGCGGCCGCGGGCCUGGCCGUGAGUCCGCUCGCGCGCCUCAACCCCUGGCUGAGCGCGUGCGACCUGGAGGAGGAGGGCGCGGGCAGCGUGCGCGAGUGCGGGGGCGCGGCGUGCGGCGGCGGCGGCGGCGCGCCCGACGUGCUGAAGGAGCGCGACGUGCCGCACCUGUGCGCGCUGAGCACACCUGCACGCGCGCGGCGUCUCGCGGAGCUGCGGCUGCGCGCGUGCUGCGAGCGGUCGCCCGCCUCCGCGCUGGACAGCGGCGCGCGUGAAGCCGUGCUCUCCGACCAACAAAGUUGCGAGCGCGCGCUGCACGACCUCCUCGGUCUCGACGCUAUGGUUGCGCGCGUGCACUGCGAUUUCGUCGACAUCCUCAGAAGAUACGAUUGCGACCAGCCCUACUCCGUGCACACGUGUCACGAGUGCCAGGAAACUUAUCGACGUUGGGCGUGCAGUACAAUGGUGCCAUUGUGGGUGGAAGAAGGGUCAGAAGAGGGCAGCGAGGAGACGGGCAGGUCGCGGCGGGCGCCCGCCGAGCACGCGGCGCGGUGGCACGCGCGGCACCUCGAGCGAGUGGGGCACCUGGACCGGCGGCGCGGCGGCGCGGGCGGCGUCGUGGGCCGUUGGGUGCGCGCUGCCGCCGCGGGGCCCGGCCGGCCCCUCGUCCGCCUCAAGCCUUGCCUUUCCGUCUGCCAGCUCGUCGAGCAACACUGUCCCUACUUCCUGCCGGCGGAUCGCGCGCCCGCGUACCCCACGCAAUACGCCGGCGAGCCAACGUUCCUAUGUCUCGACCCGCGUAUCCCGGAGACGGGUGCGCAGGCGAACAAGUCCAACUACGGGCGGGACGAGUGCUGCUACUGGUAUUGCGAGGGGAGGCUGUGCUACCGGUGCGAGCUGCGGCUGAGCGAGUCGCAGCGGCCGGAGGCGGAGCGCUGCCCGGCCGUGGAGGAGCGCGUGGCGGGCUGCUCGGUGCCGUACCAGGCGGCGGCGGCGGGCAGCGCGCCGCGCCCGCGCCCGCGCCUUCUGCUCGCGCUGCUGCUGCUCGGCCUGGCCGCGCACGCACGGACCCACUGGACCGCGGCCACGCGUUUAGUGAAAGUGCGCGAUUCGAGGUUAUAGUUUUACGUUAACGUGCGUCGCACCCGCGCGUCCUGCGAUCGCCGGCCAGCGAUCGGAACCUCUGUUAGUGCAGAACUUAAUAUAAUAAAUAGCGUGCGGUUACGAGACCGACGAGCGACGCGAGCCGCCACCGCCGCCGCGGCCUACACACACUCUCUAACAAAUGUUUGUGUCCGCUCGUUGGUUACACUCGAAGUAUGGAAACACCAAAUGUUCACUCAUGAAUUACUUUAUGCAUUUAACUCGUAAGCGCUGUUUGCCGAUGUUCCGGCCAAUAUGUUAAUAUUUUUGGCACGAUUUGUAAACAAAGAUACAUGUUUUGCGUUAAGCGAAGAUGUUGCGUAUAUUUUACAUAGUGUUUUACAGUUAUAUUGUUCAUAAGAUACACAGUUUAUGUUCUAUAUUAUAUAUUACGCUGACUAGUUUAUUACCUACAUGGAAAAGCAAUAAUUACAAAAAUAAUAGCUAGAAACCAGAACUGCAAGAGGUCACUCAUAGACUUUCAAUCAAUGUACAUACUUGGGUACAUUUGUACGAAGCGUUAUUUGCAUUAGGGAAACGUGUGAUGUGUUUUAUACUACAUUAUUAUGUAGACCAGAUACCUGAUGCAAUAAAAUACUUAUUAAUGUGUGUGCCAUAAUCGCAAGCUUUGACAGAUUGAGAUACAGCAUUCUUAUAUGCCGCCGUGAGACGAAGAGUAGAGCUAACGUUCUUGGAUCUGCAAUCGUACCUUAAUUUGUAGGGCACGAAGACAACGUGACAAAUUUCGGGGACGUGAUCUGGACGGCAGACAUCUACUCUUCGGACCACGCCACAAUAGUACUCGUACGACGACACAGACGGAUUGUUUCUUAGAGAGUUAUUUUUGUAAUGUUGCACAAGUGCAGUGAGUGCGCCGGCGCCGCGGAGACAGCGGGCCUCGCGUCAAUGUGUCGCCGCGGCGUCGGCGUCCGCACGUCAACGCCUAAUUAAUAGUGACUACAUGAUUAUGUAUAAAUGAAAUAAUAUAGGAUUAAUAAAGUAGUUGUUGUUUUGUAAGAAGUAAAAUAUUAUGAAUAAUGCAUAUAAUGAAAGUUAUAUGUAAUAUAUUCCGUCUUAUGAUCUAACAUUUUGGUAACACAGAAUGGUUGAAAAUGAUUUUUAUAUGAAUUGAUUUUUAAUAUAUAUUAUUGUAUAUGUAUAUCGUGUCGACUAUUGAUAAUGGUAAAUGACCUUCAUCGUAUUGUUGUUUCAACAUUUAUAGGUAACAACAUUUGUUAGUUUUGUUUUAUUUUUGAAGAAUAUUAGAAGAGUAUCGUUAAACAUUGUGUGAUGAAAAGAGCAUAAUUUAAUGGUUAUUAAGACUUUAUUGAAUGAACAUUUGUUGAGAAUAUUGCCCUCGGAAGGCAUGUAGUUGUUGUAUUCAAAUAAAUGAUAAUAAUAUUAAGUAAGUUAUUUUUUACGUUUUUAUCGUGUGUACAUAAUGUCAAAAACGGUUUGUUGUUUCCACUCCCAUACUUAAUCGUCGUCACCGAAGGUGCUAAAGGUCUAUUAACGCUUCUUAAGACUUGGUUUGUGUCAACUUCCAAUACGAGGUGAUCCGCUUGCCUGGGCGCGCGGCGCGCGAUGCCGGCGGCCGCGCGGACAGCCAAGCGCUGGUGUCACGUUCUCGGCAAUACUGAUGCCUCACACUCAUAUCACUCGACGUUUACAAAACUUCGCCUACAGAAGCUAUCAUCUAUUUUCAUAGUAUUUUCAAGUGAGAAUAUUCCUUGAGUAAAGUUCACUACGUAGACUAGGAGUAUAGUAGGUGGUGUGAGCAAGUGGUGACAAUAGAUCAGUGAGUCGUUAUUGUUUCAGUCGAGUAUGUUCGCUCGCGCUCCUCAGUGCCUUCACUCGGGAAGUGGCACCACACUGCGCGCAUACCUGCCCGGUUGUUUAGCUGUCAGGAAUCACUCCAUCCUCCAUCCCCAUCCUCCAUCACUGGGAACGGUAGAGUAGUCUCGCCAUCGCGUUGUUCACUUACAUUCGGUAUCCGCAGUUGAAAGUAAAAUGUUGAGAAUCAUAGUGUUAGUCUCUUCAAGAGAGUUUAUAGUAGGUAUUAGAGUUCGAGAGAUGUUAACAAUAAAAAGUUUGAAAUCGAUUGUUUGCUAUUCAUUGAAUACAGAUAUUUUAACACUUUAUUGGGGUUCAUGUCAUGAAUUGAUACCUAUUGUUUGUAUAUUCACAGAUAUAAAUAUAUACAUGUUUGGUUUCAUAUUUAAUCUAAGAGUCUAACUAGAGUAUCUAAAUAAGAAACGUUUCUGGUAAAUUCAUUUCAGAGAGUCGGGUCUAAUUGCACGUAAAUUUUAUUAAAGUAAACAGCAACGUUUUGCGAGUUGUACGUCGCCCUACUGCGUAGGUGCUCUUUCAUGGUAUCAACGUGUAUUUAUCUUAUAUAAAUUAAAUUAUCAAAAUGUCUAAAAUUUAGUAAUAGAAAAUGAAUUACUAGAACAUAAUUAAUUGGAUCAAUUUCGAGCACUCGUUAAAACUUACACAUUGACCGUGCAUUUCUUCUUGUGGGUGUUGCCACUGUACACUAUCGAUGUCUUCACUCGUUCACUUUAUUAGAGUAGAAGAUAGUGAAAGACCAAAGAGAGGAGUUCGGUUCGGAUGUUAAGUACUGAAGCUUUUCAUUUGUCAACUGUUCGAUAACGACAAUCAUCUCACAGCCCCGCAACGUAUGUUGACGAAGCCAACACAUUUGUAAUUCAACAUUUUGUCACAAGAACCUACAUACACAAUUACACCCAACGACCCAACAUGAGCGCAACGGAUAAAUUAACCAAUGUACUAGAGCCACCUUAAUGAAACAGAAACUUGACUCAGGCGAAGAGUCAGCAGGAUUCUCAGGAAACAGUGACAAGGGCGUGACGUGAGACGAGCGGUGACGAUCGGUGCACCAUGCGGCGCGGCGUGCGCCUGCCGACUACACACACCUGCACUCUCGCACGCAGACUCACACAAAUGUGCCAUUCUCUCUAGGUUUAGUGUACGGGUGUAUUAUUCAUUUUCGUUAACGUUUGGUGAUAGUGUAUACAUUAUGUUUACGAAAUAAUAUACGUAUGUUUUGAUGUACAUAAUAAAGUGUAAAUGUUUAACGCACAAAUAAUAUGAUGAAAAGCUGAUGUAAAGCAGUGUACGAAAACGUAUGUAUUAGCUGUAAAAUGUAUCUGGAAAGUAAAGAUUAGGAAUAAUGAUCGUAGGAAGUUCCAUGCUCCGUCUGCUGCCGAGAUCUCGUUCGUUUGUCUGCCAUAUCGUGGUUCUCUUGCUGACGUUCCGUUGUCUUCCCGCCGCGCGCCGGGUGGCUGGCGCCGGCGCGGCAACCUCACCUCAAGUCCAUUUCAAUGUAAAUUACUCGAUAAUCAGGAAUUAACUAGUUGUACUGUUCUCUAUUUUAAGUCCCUCACCUUAGGUUGCGCGGCAACUCAGUUGACUGUCACACACACGCACAAAACAAACAGAAGGUUAGGCUUUCGGGGUCGUCCAUCGAUGAUUAAGCGUUUUAAAUGUGUAUUUCGUACAUUAUUGUUCACAAGAGUACAGAUAGUAAUAUAAGUAAGCAAAACACCAAAUCGUAGCCUUUACAUACACGACAGUUAUCCGCGACAUAGUAAGUAAUAAACAAAGCAACGUACGGUACGUUCCACUUUGGUUCCAAUCGCUGUGAUAUAUGUACUUGAAUACAUAUAACGUGUUAUAUUCACUCAGUACUACUAGGUACGUAUACAUAGUAUUCAAUGAAGUUCGAUGGAAUGUUUCCGUGAUCGUGAUGAUUAUAUAUUUUGUACGAUUUAUUAUUUUCGAUGACUGCCAGUAGAUGUCACUAUGCUUAGGGGUAUAAAAUGUAAGAUGUAACUCGGCUGUGGUAUUAAAACAUUCUAGCGACAACCAUGCCAGUGAUAGUUCGUUUACUAAACCAAAUGUCUACAAUAAUUAACUAAGUACCGGUUGCUUUCAUGUUCGAAGAUGAUCGUAUUCAUUUUAAUACCACAACUGAAUGUUAAGAAACAACGAAUAUGAUUCACGAUUGAUGAUUUUGUUACACAAAACGUUGAUUUCAUUUACUUUAUGGUACUUACAAUAAAAUUAUUAUGAAGAUUAUUUAGUUUCUGUGUUAUUUAUAAGUUCCAAGCGAGAAAUGUUUGUGUACAGUUCUGCUUGAGUUGUAUGAAUUUCUGAUAUUGUACGGAUCCUCUGUGAAAUAAUGUGGUUGAAGUUAGGUGACGUAAUGUUUGCCUGCUACAAGCAACACGAUACGAGUACGAUAUGGCCUUCCACAAUUUAGGCAAAAGUUAAGUAAAUUAAGACACAUUUGAAAAUGUAUCAAGUCUUAUGAAGUUAUACAUAGUGUAUCAAUACAUAAUACAUAUAAAUAGAUUUAACAAUUUGUACGUUAUUUUAAACGGAGAGUUUCAUAAGUAAGCGAUUCAAGUUUCAACCCCGAAAGUUUCUCUUUAGAUUUUAAUCGUUGGGUAAAUUCAUUUUAUAAGUUCAUUAUGUCUUAUUAUUUUACUGUACAAAUACGUAGAUAAAUCAAAGCCAUUUAAUAUGAUAUUAUAAAAUAAUAUAUUUAAUAUAUUAUCCUGACUGUUAAUAAAAGGUACACGGGUAGGCAGACAACAGAUAUAUGUAUGUCAAGUUGACGAACAAAGUAUAUUCAGUAUUUAUUGAGUAAUGCAUCAAAUGCAUUUAAAAUUAUAUUGCAAUCGCAUGAAACUGAACAGUAAUAUGGUCAGCAUUUGACAGUUACGUAAUAGAGCUUAAUUGUUAUUGAUGAGUUAUUGGAUACAAAAAUAUAAAUCUGUUGAAGUUUAAUAAUGUACUGUUUGUUAAAUACUUGUCGAUUUUUCAGAUACACAGAGUUACUGGGUGUUAAGUUGCAAUAUUUGUUAAUAUAUUAUGUGAAUAAUCUCGAGACUGCCUGAACCGCUAAAAAGCCAUCAAUUACUAACAAUCUUUGGCAGAGUCUUUAUUCAUCAUCCUCCAAUAUAUGAGCGGUGUCUGUGCCAGCUCUUCUAUCUAAAAUUUCGAUAUUUUGCAUCAUCAGGAGUGAAAAUCUUUGUAACAUUGCAAUGUCAAUUGUUAAAGUAAGUGAGUUAUUGCACCUGCACCAUAGGGGCAUUUCCUUGUUCAAUAUAAUUACGGUUUAACGUUGCAUACCUCAUUAUAUAGCAAUUAUUAAAUUAUUAGGAAAUAUUAUAUUCUAUGGACAGUUGCUACAAACUCUGCGUGCUCGUGUACUCGUACAAAGUUAGUCUGUAUGUGAUACAGAUGUAGGAACAUUGAGGUCCCGAGUAUUGGAAGGUAACAACGAGGGUGGCUGCGAUCUAUCUACCUGUUUGUGUCUCUGUUCAUAAUUAGUCUAAAUAUAAUGAAUGUCAUUAGUGUUAUUUCCAUUAAAGUAAAUGUUUUGUGUUACGUUCGAUAGCGUUACGUUGGCUCUAGGUGAGACUUGUAGCCGUUCAUUGACUGUACUGUUCGGUUCCACUUUGAGUACACUCCUUGUACAUUUUGUACUGUUUACACUGAACGUGUGGUUGCGUGUUCGUAUUUAGUUCUAAACUGUACAGACUCACAUCGGUCUUAUUUAUUCCUGAUGAGUUCUAGAUCAUAUAAAUAUAUGUAUGAUUAUGAGGACUUUAAAAAGCACACAUGAUAUACCGAAAUUGAAUGUUUAUGUUUAAUACAUAUAUUGUUUUUUAUAAAAUAUGUAGUUAGGAUUGCACUGUUGAUGAAAAUAACAUUAAAAUAAUUGUCGAUCUGUCAUCAGGACUGCUUAAACAUAAUUUUAAUCUCUAUAAAUAAUAUCAUUAAAAUGCCUAAUUCAUAGUGAGAGAGGUAGCGUAGAAUAAAAUCUUAACUCAUAAUGAUAACAAGGAUAAGCACUUGAGGGCGGUCGCGGCACGCAGCGCGGGCGCGGGCGGGUCGCGGCGCCCACUCACUGCCAGCACGCGGGCUCCGAUAUAUUGAUAUGAUCUAGGAUGUGUUUGUAGGUGUUUCUCGAGUAGUGAUCGUGUAAUAAGUCUUAUGUUACGCCUUCUAAAUGAUUAUAAACUGUUAGUGUGCGACGAGGGCUCGCGGGUGGCGGCGGCCGCCACUCCUGCCCGCUACGCCGCCUACGCCGUAGCUACGGAGCGGCGUAGGCGCGGCGUAGCGAGCGCGUAGUCCAUCGCGGGCCGCGCCACCGUCGCAUGUAGACAUCGUUCGACACUCGAAGUAAGAUUAAUCACGUUCGAAUAAUCGUAGACAGAUUUUGAAAUUUAAUAUUAUUUGCAUUUUCCUAAGAGUUAGAACGAUUGAGACAGUAGGUCGCACGACCGUGUUAUGAUGAAUUGUGAAAUGUUUAUUAAAAAAAUGCGUUUAUGAAAAUGGAAUAAAAACGAAAAAUAUUGUCAUAUUUAAAACUGUAAUUAAUAACUUAAGAAGAAUUAUUGGGAAAACAGAAAAACGUUAAAUAAACCGAUUAAAAAUACAAA